Molecule: messenger RNA, 6138 nt
Organism: Penicillium verrucosum
Lineage: Eukaryota; Fungi; Ascomycota; Eurotiomycetes; Eurotiales; Aspergillaceae
Product: polyketide synthase
Exons: 8
Coding region: 1-6138 (2045 amino acids)
Biological process (GO): fatty acid biosynthetic process; secondary metabolite biosynthetic process
Molecular function (GO): fatty acid synthase activity; 3-oxoacyl-[acyl-carrier-protein] synthase activity
Source: RefSeq, a predicted model, not a curated record
AUGCCGGAACAGAACCAAGUUAUUGUCUUCGGAGAUCUUACAUGCGACUAUUUGAGCGGUCUAGCCUCUCUGGUGGCCAUCAAGAGCAACCCCCUUCUCACAACAUUCUUCGAACGAGUCACCUUCAGUCUACGAGAGGAGAUCGGAACGCUUCCGGUGCAUGCACGUACCAGAUUUCCCAGGUUUAUCACCUUCCAAGAGCUUCUCGCAGGGACCCAGAGAUUCCCAUGCAUCCCUCCGGCCCUAGAUACAGCACUAGCAUCUACCUAUCAGCUAGCUUGUUUUAUCAAUCACUUGACGGCCCCAGGGAUAUCGUAUCCUGACCCCCAGAACACUUGGGUAGUGGGUCUCUGUACUGGACUGCUCAGUGCAGCUGCUGUGAGCUGCUGCAAAACGGUUACAGACCUCAUUCCCCUUGCCGCACACACAGUCUUAGUUGCCUUUCGUACAGGUCUCUGUGUUUCAGAAGUGCUUGACAGGAUCGCUCCUCAAUUAGAGAAAGGCCCUGCUGCAUCAUGGGCCACCUCGAUCCCCGGCUUGGAGAUUGAUAUUGCAACGUUGGCUUUGCAGCAUUACAAUGAAGAGAAGGGCCUCCCAGCUACGUCUGCAGUUUACAUCAGCACUUACGCCAAUUCAAGCUUGACAUUGAGCGGGCCCCCAGAGAUCCUGCUUGACUUGACUAGUCCGAAGUAUCUUCCUGGGAAAAGGUCUAUCAAGCUCCCUAUUUACGCACCAUACCAUUCCCCCGCACUCUAUCAAAAUCGAGAUGUUGACAUGAUCCUGGGACCGACGCUACAGAGUAGAUUUGCCUCACUCGAACGUCACUCCCACAUGAUUUCGAGUGUUAACGGCGAGGAGAUCACAGCCGUUAACUUUGGCGAGGCACUUGAGAAUUCGAUCACUGGAAUCUUGCGAGAACCACUUCGUUUGGACCGUAUAGUUGCUUCCCUGGCUCAAACACUUGGCAAUGCGAAACAAGGUUGUCGCCUUUUACCGAUUGCCACCUUAAUUGGUCCAAGCCUUGCUUCCGGAAUCCAAAAGCAGGGCCAGAUUGAGGUAACGGUGGACCCAAUGAUGAGCUUUAGCAGUACUGUUCCAGAUGACGGGGUCACAGGAAAGCUCGGCGAUUCUAGAUUAGCCAUCAUUGGAUAUUCUGGACGAUUCCCAGAUGCGAAGGACAACGAUGAAUUUUGGGAGCUCCUGCACGAUGGCCGGGACGUUGUAAGCACCACGCCCAGCAAUCGCUGGGAUGUGCGAACACAUGUGGAUCCUACUUUGAAGAAGAAAAACACGAUGGGCACUCCUUACGGCUGCUGGUUACAGCAACCCGGUUUAUUCGAUGCGAACUUCUUCAUGAUUAGUCCUCGUGAGGCGCCCCAAAUGGACCCAGCUCAACGUCUGUCGCUUAUGACUGCGUAUGAGGCAAUGGAAUCUGCUGGGUUUGUUCCAGAUUCGACACCCUCAACCCAGUCCGAAAGGGUCGGAGUGUUUUAUGGUACAACCAGCAAUGACUGGGGAGAGAUUAAUAGCUCCCAAGAUGUGGAUACCUACUAUAUUCCGGGAUCCUGUCGCGCCUUCAUCCCAGGAAGACAGAAUUUCUUCUACAAAUUUGGUGGCCCCAGCUACAGCAUUGACACAGCUUGUUCAUCCAGCCUGGCUAGUCUCCACCUUGCUUGCAACUCUUUGCUAAAGGGGGAUAUUGAUACCGCAUUCUGUGGGGGAACAAAUGUGUUGACCAAUCCUGACAUCUCGGCUGGUCUGGACCGCGGCCAUUUCCUGUCCAGAACUGGAAACUGCAAGACUUUCGAUGACGAUGCGGAUGGCUAUUGCAGAGGCGAAGGCGUCUGCACUUUGAUCAUCAAGCGACUUGAAGAUGCCAAAGCUGACAAUGAUCCCAUCUGCGCAAUCAUUCGCGGAGCUUAUACCAAUCAUUCUGCGGAGGCCGAGAGCAUCACCCGUCCACAUAUUGGGGCCCAAAAGGCUAUCUUUGAGAAGGUGCUCAGUUCUGCUGCAGUGGAUCCGUACAGCGUCAGUUACAUUGAGAUGCAUGGAACGGGAACACAGGCCGGUGACGCACGGGAGAUGAAAUCCGUGCUCUCUGUCUUUGCACCGCCAGAGGCAAAAGCCCGUACCAAGGAGCAAAAGCUGUUUCUAGGCUCGGUGAAGGCAAAUGUUGGCCACGGAGAAUCAGUAUCUGGGGUUAUUGCCUUGAUCAAAUCUAUUAUGAUGAUGGAAAGAAAUGAGAUCCCUCCCCAUUGUGGAAUCAAGAAGAAAAUCAAUAGCGGGUUCCCCACCGAUAUGGAACAGCGAAACAUCCACAUCGCCAAAAGCCCUACUCCUUGGACACGCCCAGAUGGAGGGGUGCGACGGGUCAUGAUCAACAAUUUCUCAGCCGCAGGUGGUAACAGUUCUGUGCUGAUUGAAGACAGCCCGAUAUUCUUGGAUAAGCAGGCCUCGACCACCAUUGACCCCCGGUCUACGCAUCUUGUGGCGAUAAGUGCCAAGUCCAGCACUGCUCUUCUCGCGAACAUCAACUCUCUUCUGUCAUAUCUCAAAGACAAGAAACCCUCUCUCGCAAGCCUAUCCUACACAACAACCGCUCGCCGUAUGCACAAUCCCUUCCGUGUCAUGGUGGCCGGGUCGCAACUGGAGGAUAUUUCCGUCUCAUUAGAAAGCAAACUGACGUCGCCUAAUGUUCAUCGCAAGGUGCGGGCACUGCAACCUGUAGCGUUUGCGUUCACGGGACAAGGAUCGCAGUACCUUGGAAUGGGACGAGAUUUGCUUCAUUUUAGAUAUUUUUGCGCUGAUCUGCAUCGAUUCGAUGGCCUCUCACAGGCACUAGGAUUCCCUUCAAUUAUGCCUGGUUGUCCAGGUGGCAACCACAUGCAUACAGAUGGCUAUGGCGAAGCUGUGGCAGUCUUGGGGGUCCAGCCCAGCGCAGCGGUUGGCCACAGCCUCGGAGAAUAUGCUGCUUUGAACAUUGCGGGUGUGCUAUCUGAAGCUGAUACCAUUUUCCUGGUCGGUACAAGAGCACAGUUGAUACAGGACCACAUCCCGUCCAACACACACGCCAUGUUAGCGGUCAGCACUUCCGUCAAAAACAUCAACAUUAUUUGCGAAGGUCUUGAAUACGAAAUUGCCUGCAUUAACUCGCCCUCUGAAACUGUCCUGAGUGGUACAGCCGGUCAGAUUGAGCAGGUGCUACAAUGUCUGAAUGCGCCUGAGAAUGCUGGAUUAAGAAAAACAAAACUCCAAGUUCCAUUUGCCUUCCACUCAUCCCAAAUGCAGCCCAUUCUCGACAUGUUCCGAGCCAGCAUACAGGCGGUGAAAUUCAAUGAACCCAAGUUUCCCGUCAUUUCCCCCUUGCUUGGUGAGGUCCUCACUUCGAAGGAAUCGUUUGGAGCGGGGUACCUCGCCCUGCACUGUAGGGAGACAGUUAAUUUUGCUGCUGGACUUGAUCAAUCAAUGAAGAGUACAAUCAAGGAAAGCACCAUCUGGAUUGAGAUUGGUGCCCACCCAAUUGUUUCGGGACUUCUUCGAACCAACCUCGGACCCAAAACGACGACUUUGCCGACGUUGCAGCGGAACAAGGAUACAUGGAAGAUUUUAUCGGCUAGCUUAGCUGCUCUAUAUGAGUCUGGCAUUGACAUCCGCUGGGGUGAAUACCAUCGUGAUUUUGCCCACGCUGUCUCUGUCCUCCGCCUUCCGUCGUACAACUGGGACUUAAAGAACUACUGGAUACAGUACGCCAAUGAUUGGACUCUCCACAAGGGUGAACCCCGAUACCUUCCAGCCGCUCAAGGGCUAUCGACAACAUGUGUUCACAAAUUGGUGGAGGAGAAAGAUGACGGUAACGACGUGGUCGUUGUCGGUGAGACAGAUGUUCUCCGCGAAGAUAUGGAUUGCUUUGUCCGUGGACAUUGCGUUAACAAUGUUCCUCUGGUGACACCAUCCAUUUAUGCUGAAAUGGCUCUGGUUAUUGGUGACUAUCUUCGCAAGCAGCAACCGGAGCUGGAGGCAAGUCUGGUGGAUCUUCAGCAUAUGGAUGUUCAGCGACCUUUUGUCACAAAGACAAAGGGUACAGGUCCGCAGUUGCUUCGCUGCCAUGUUUCGCUUAAUCGCAAGACAUUCAAGGCAGCGGUGGAAUUCUGGAGCGUGACUCCUGAGGGAAGGAAAAUUACCAAGCACGCCGAAGCCGGCAUGACUUUCCCCAAUGCAAUGCAAGCACAUACAGAGGCCCAACACCAGGCCGCGCCUGUACUGGAGCGAAUGAAGUCGGUCUCUGAUAGGCUUCACACCGACGAGGGAGUUCAGAAGCUUACUGGGAAGACGGGCUACCAAUUGGUAUCGUCCCUCGCACAGUAUGAUUCCCAGUUCAUGGGAGUGUCAUCCGUCUUGCUGGACAGCCGCAAUCGCGAAGCUGUGGCAACUGUCCAAUUUGGGAACACUCACAGCCCGAACGGGACUUACUACGUCAAUCCGCACCUGAUCGACAAUCUUGGACAACCUGCUCUCUUUAUAAUGAACGCGAACGAUGAGGCUGAUCUCACCAAGGAGGUCUUUGUCAACCACGGAUGGUCGUCUUUGCACUUCUAUAAACCAAUGCCAAUGACUGCUACCUACCAAGCCUAUGUUCAAAUGACAGGUCCCAGUAACGAUGGUAUGUAUCAUGGCAGUGUAUUCGUCUUUAAAAACAAGGAAUUGGUUGCGCGUUACAAGGGAGUCAAGGCUCAAGGUGUUCCUCGGAGACUCAUGGACUAUAUUGUCCACAUGCGCGAUGACACCAAGACAGGCAGUCCAGCCGGGGGAACUUUGCAUACCCGAACUCAAUCGUCUUCCUAUUUAAAUACUGCGCCCACCGGAACUGUCAAUUCUAAUAUUAGCGCCUCGAUUGCCGCUCAUGAUGGGGAUCAGACAGAUUCUUGGUCAGCGGCUCUCCAAAUUAUCUCUGAAGAGAGCGGCGUCCCCAUCGCAGAACUCGGUCCAGGGGCUGGAUUUGCAGACCUAGGCCUUGAUUCGCUUCUUUCACUGCUUUGUGCGAGCAGAUUCCGAGAAGAGCUUGGACUAGCUCAUGAAUCAUCAAUCUUCAUGGACUAUCCAACCAUGGGAGCACUCGAAAAAUUCUGGAAGCAGGAUUCACAUGCAGGGUCUUCUGAUGGAAACAAAUCUCUUGGUGGCAAUGAUGCAAUCUUAAACUCGAUGUUUAUCGACACCGUGGAGUCAGAAUCGGAUACUCCGAGCUGUGAAGAAUUAUCUGUGAAGAGCGACUCUUGCUCGGCCAAAGAGGCUUCUGCUGCGACAACCCCGGAGCGUGGCCAACAGUCUCCACCAGUAUUGUCCGCGACUUCUCUUCUGCUCCAAGGGAAUCCCGCCCUGUCAUCAACGGCCAAGUCUCUCUUUCUGCUACCUGAUGGUUCCGGUUCAUGCUCAUCCUAUGCAGCUAUUCCGCGGAUCCAUCCCUCGGUAGCCGUCGUCGGAGUAAACUGCCCCUUUAUGAAAGCCCCUGAGCUCUACAAUUGCGACAUUGAGGUGGUCUCUGAGCUGUACGUCCGCGAGAUUCGCAAACGUCAGCCUCAUGGCCCUUAUGCCCUAGGUGGAUGGUCCGUCGGUGGUAUCUUCGCAUAUCAUGUCGCCCAGCAACUUACUUCCGUCGGCGAGACUGUUACCGAUUUGAUUCUCAUUGACUGUCCCGUCCCUAGAGGUCUUGAUUACCUACCACGUCGAUACUUCGAAUAUUGCGACCAGAUUGGGUUGCUCGGCAAUGUCAACGGGGUGAAGAAGGAAGUGCCCAAAUGGCUCAUUCCACACUUUGAAGCCUGUAUCAACAGCCUUCAUAACUACCAUGCCACCCCAUUCGUACCUAGUAUUGAUGCUCCGAAAACGCAAAUCAUCUGGGCCUGUGACGCCAUCGACAAACAUCUUGAGCCAAAGUUUGAAGCAAGAACCGAUGAUCCGGAAGGUUUGAAAUUUCUUACGAUGGAAAGAGAGGAUUUCGGCCCGGCAGGUUGGGACUCUCUCUUGCCUAUGACGAAUAUAGCAUUGUCCCGGAUUUAUGGGGCUAAUCAUUUCUCUAUGAUGCAAAGCGAACACGCCAAGCGACUAGGAGAGGAAAUUCAGGGAUUUUUGAUGAGUGGCUGA